Fraxinus pennsylvanica is the source of this 2175-nucleotide messenger RNA. The record is from the annotation of a GenBank genome assembly. Lineage: Eukaryota; Viridiplantae; Streptophyta; Magnoliopsida; Lamiales; Oleaceae.
AUGGCCUGCACAGAUGAUAAUUUCGGUAAGGAUGUGCAAAAUCAUCUUGAUGCACCGAUGCCAUGGAUAGGCAUGUAUAUUGCUGCAGCCUCUCUAAUCUGUUCUCUGGCAAUGGCAGCUGACGCCUUCCAUGGAUUCCGAAGCAACAAAUUCUGGCUCCCAUCAAAUUAUUUCUCCCUAAAUGCUACUUUCUUGACAUUUUUAGCUGUCUCUUUGAAGCUGCCAGUUGACCUAACGGCGCGGAUGUGGGCUGGUAUAGACAGGCUUGCUAAGGUAAGCAGUCUGAUUUUGAUGUCAACUGCAAUUGGCAAUUUCAUGCCAUCUUUGGGAUCCAUGAAUGAUAAAGAGAUACUAAUGAAUGUAACUGCUUUAGGCAUCUUGGUACUUACUGUGAUUGUGAAUGUCUGCGUUCAAAUUGUUCAAAUGCGUCGUUUUCUUGAUCGCCGAAUAAUGUUUGUCGAGGAAAUAGUAGCGUUGAUUUUCAUGUUUCUUCAGCUUGUAAUGUUGGUUUCUUCGGCUAUAACGGUCCCCACCAUGAAAAAAUAUCUCAAAUCCAAAUAUCGAGAAAUGCUUAAAAUGGCUUCUGAUGAAGAACAAGUGGAGAGGAAAAAACUUACAAUUGAUCAGUUGAGAGCGAUGGUUAAGAAAUAUUGGGUGAUGGCAGAAACUAGCUGUCCUCAGUUUGUGAUUGCGCGUUCUGCAACGUGUACUGCUUCAGGUGUGAUCUGUUUGCUGAUUGCUCUCGUUUUGGCAGAAGCUCUGCUUCGUAUGCUAAUGGUGUAUAAAACAUUUAGGCGAACUGCUUCUUACUAUGACUCGUCAACCAUUGGGAUUCUGCUCUUUCAUUCUAUCGGAGUGACUUUAGGUACUAUUGCCCCAGCAUUGAGAUGGUACACUGCCAUAAAUUUCAAAUGCUCAGAAGAAGGCAAAAGAAGCGCCUUCAAAGAUGAACUCAAAAUCGAGAAGUAUUGGACACAGAUGCUCGUUGAGUGGAAAGAAAGCCCGUUACCUUGGCACAUUCGUGAUCGUAAGUGGAGAAAACUUCUUCACAAUACAAAAAGGCCAAUUCUGAGUUUCUUUGUUAGAGUUCAGAUACUGGUUGUUCUAGCCAGUAAACUUGUUCGAAUCAUCUCUGUCUUCAUCAUGAGUCCAAUCAUCUCGUUCUUCCACAAUAUGGGAAAGCUGGAGAAUGCGUCCUACUCUAGUGGAUCACGUGUCCAGGUUUCAGAAUUAGGAUUGAAUACAGAGCCGGACUUUAGCCGUUAUGUUCUGCUACUAGAAGGUGAGGUACAGUUGCCUCAAAAGACCCUGCAAAACAUCUGCAAUCAGGUGGAUAAAGUGAUCCAAAUAGGUGAAAUGCAGCAACCUAAAAAACUCAUAAAACUUAUUAAGUUAUUUGGCGAUUUUCGUGGGGUGAGUGAAUUUGACAGCAGCAAAGUUCCAAGUCUGCAUGUUCACGAACCUCCUAAUUGCUGGUCCCUGCCUCUGGUGACGCUAACAAGUAUUUCCAUUGCACUUCCCAACAUCUCGACUCGCAACGCUAACUGGUUACUGAGCAGCGUGAAUGAAGGCCUGUUCUUCGUAAAAUUUAUCGAGAAAUGCCUGGACAGCAAUCGUGAUUUAGUAAACAUCAGAAAUGCAGCCAACGUUGUCUGGGUAGGAGUCGAACUUUAUAGGAAAUGGCACGACAAUGAUCUCAAAGAAAUGUCCCUUAAAGGAAGAAAGUCGAAGGAAACACUACAAGAACUCUCUAAUAAAGCCGAGAAGACUGUUUCAGAGUUCAAGAGAGAUGUGAAAGAUUUUCUUAUGGAGGAUCCUCUUAAUUGGCCAGUUAAGGUUAUAGCAGCUAACUCGAUGUACAGGAUCUGUCGAACUAUUUUGCUCGACUUGGAAGAUGAUUGUCCUUUGACAGACGAGGGAAUGUUCGAACGAUUAACGGUCAUGAUUGCAGAUAUACUCGCGGCUUGUCUUACCAAUUUACCCCGUGUUAUAACGAUCAAGUGUCACCGGAAUGCCAUAAACCAUGGGGCGAAAGCCGUCCGGCAAGCAGCUCUCCUGUUGGGUGAAAGUCAAGAAAUUCUUCAAAUUCUUCAGCAGCAUAGAACACCCAGCCUUGAUCCUGAUCAAGCUGCUUAUAUUGAAAAGUGGCGUACCUUUAGAGAGCAAGAAAAUUAG